UGCAUCCCUCGUGCACGAACACGCGAUCCGUGUGCGACCGUACGAGACCGUUCCAUGUUGGUCGCUCCUUCUCGUCCGGGCCAAACACGGUAGACAUCCGUGAGAUUUCAUUGACAUCACAAGCAUUCCUUGCGAGGAAUUACCCAUGACGGGCUCCAAGUAUCAUCCACGGUUGGCAUGGGCGGCACUACAGUCGAUCGCAUCCGAAUGGUCUAUCAGUGUGCCUCCAGAGCGCUACCUCGACGCAGUCAUUCACCACCAUGGCCUCCUACUUGCCCCUGCAACGCCAUGACUCUGAAGAGGUCGACUCCCAAGAUGAUCUCAAGGAGUCUCUCCUUCCUCGCAACGGAACCAGUCCUGAACCCGUAGAGCCACCGCCUCAAUCGAAGUGGAUUGAGUUCCUCACAUUGGGGUUAUCUCUCUUCGUAUUGGUCUGCGCGUGUUCGGUCUAUGUUGGCACUGGUACGAUCAUUAGGACGCGGGAUGCGCGAGGCCUCCGCAAGCCAGACCAGCACCCCAACCUUGAUUUGGUCGAGCAGAUCGCUAAGCAAGGACCGGAGGUCAUCUUUCCGCGUACAAUCGUCAGAGCGAACAGAGCCAUGCCGGACGCAGUCUAUGCGCCAGGGCCUCACGUUGUGCUCAGCGAUACUGAUACCAUGAUCUAUCAGUGGAGAAUGGUGCCGAACGAAUAUGACCUUUGCUACAUCGAUGCCUGGGUGGUGCCUCAAGAUACGCCGGAUCUUCCGCCCUUCAAGACUUGGACCGGCUCGGGCAACUUUACAGGCAUCCAGGUCUGGAAUGUGACAACUCCUCCCGGGCGCAUCACGAGCAUGAGCUGGAACACACGUCCGGAACGGGUGUCCUUAUUGGGCACAGUUUCCUGGAUUCCCUUCCAGGACAGGAAGGGGAUGUUCGCAUACGACGAUGGGUGGCAAGCGAUGGACCCGACCCCGCGAUUCAAUUGUCCUGGAGUGCAUACGGUUGAGAUUGCCUGCGAGGGGUGCUACAUCGAAUUUGAUCAGAUAUUCUCCGAGCCUCCCCUAGCAUUUGAUGUAGUGCAGCUUGCUUAGGCAGAGUAAAUGCUCGAAUCACUUUUUUUUCGCAAUGCAAUGAAGUUCCCCCCAGAGUCUGGUUAAAACGAGGUUACUGCGGAAUCAUUCACUUUGGAUGUCGUUCAUAUCCACGACUUCCGGACCGGAAGCCGCUUCAUCGACGACACGGACUGCUCCAGACGCGACGUCCCGGACGUAUGACAAUCGGAGAAUGGCUCCCAACCUAUUCCAGUGAACGGCUGAGCUUCGGGAUUUCAUAGUCCCAC
This is a messenger RNA of Laetiporus sulphureus 93-53, 1318 nucleotides long. RefSeq lists its product as uncharacterized. The record is from RefSeq and is a predicted model, not a curated record. Bases 261 to 1070 code for a protein of 269 amino acids. The transcript is spliced from 6 exons. NCBI's taxonomy places the organism in Eukaryota, Fungi, Basidiomycota, Agaricomycetes, Polyporales, Laetiporaceae.